UAGAUACAUCAACGAAGGCAUGCAGGUGGCUGUGCUGCUGAUCAGGCAGAAAAUCACACUAGGAGAGUUUCGUAGAUAACUGCAGGGCUUCAAGAGUGAAGGGAUAUUUGACAUCAAUAUGCUUUGAUCUGUGUGUUCACUGAAGUUUUUGUCAAAGCAAUGGCCCCUUGGUUAUCACUAAAUAUAGAGUUGAUGACUUCUGUCAUUGCCUGUUCCCACCUGCAUAAUUCUAGUGACGUCAGGGCCUUAUUGAUGUUUGGGGGAUUCCACAGUCACAGAUGUUACAUUAGAAUGGAAGUUUCAAGGAAGAGACUUUUUCUGAAACAUCUGGAGCCGGCAAGACCUUUGCGUCGCCACGCUCAACUGGAUGUUGGGCCACAGCUUCUGCAGACCUGUAUCCCUUAUGCACAGAAUCUGAGGGAACAAGAGACAAAUAUCGAUGUGGAACAAUUCUACAAGAUUGUCAACCUCCAUAGACAGAAACCAGCAAGAAUAUCCUACACAAGGGGAUUUUUAAUUGAUCUAGCCAGCUCCCCCGAGGCCAAGAAGAGGCCAGAACACUUGCCAGAGCAUCCCAUAGUGCUUACUGAGGCGAGAGAUCCUCUGCAGUUAGAACUUGGAGAAGAAGCAAGUUGGAAAAGAGAAAGAAGAGAUAUGUAACGGCGUCACUCAUGGACGAAGCUGCACAGAGCCUUACUGCUGCAAAUAGUGUUUUUGAUGGUUUUGUACAAAGAGUGCCUUGUUGUUUUUUGUUGUGUUGUUUGCUUGAAUUUAUUUAAGAUUUACUUCUGUUUGCAUGCCUAAAAAAACAUUUUUAUUCUUUGUUGUUUUUUGUUGUGUUGUUUGCUUGAAUUUAUUUAAGACUUACUUCUGUUUGCAUGCCUAAAAAAACAUUUUUAUUCUUUGUUUGGUUUUGAAUUUCUGGCUACUGUGUCAGAAGAUUGUGUGUUGUUUUAAAAUGUGCCUUAACCACAGCGCUACAGAUGUAGGAGACUGCUUGUACAAGGGUAAUGAGUAACAUUGUUCAUGCUGAUGGUGGAAAUAUAAAUGACUUGCGUGGUUAUAUUGUAUGUUAGACAUAAUCACAAUGUUUAAUUCAGUCAAAUUAUUAUCUUAAAUUCCAUUAGUUAAAGCUGUUUUUACAUGUAUUUGGAUUGAUGCAAAUGCGUCAAUGCUUCUUUUAUCUAGAACUUGAAUUUUAAGUUGCCUCCAGUGAUGAGUGAUGACUAGCCUGUUAAAGUAAAGCCGUUUUGUUCACAGCUGUGGUAACGGAGCUUUGGAUGAAUGGUUGCUUCACUAAUGAUGAAAUAAUAGAAUGUUGUUCAUAGACGUUAGUCACAUAUUUUCAUUCAGAAAGAAUAAAAAGGUUUAAAUUUCA
Molecule: messenger RNA, 1378 nt
Organism: Nothobranchius furzeri (turquoise killifish)
Lineage: Eukaryota; Metazoa; Chordata; Actinopteri; Cyprinodontiformes; Nothobranchiidae
Gene: gra
Product: granulito
Source: RefSeq, a predicted model, not a curated record